CCGGAGUGAUUCAUCAUCGCGGUAGUAGAGGAUCUUGGUGCAGCCAGCGCUCAUGCCUGCUGUGCUCUGUGGCUCUGGGAGGAGGAGGAUGGACGGUGUGUCGUUAGGACACUGCCUCUCAUGUCUUACCAGUCUGGUGUCCACACCGGCCUCACCACGUCCAAGCUGCACCACGGACUCGGAGGAGGACAUGGUGAAUGGAGGGAUGCACACCUUCAACCAGACUCAUAUGAGGAAAGCUUUCCAGCUGAUGAAUGAACUGAGGAGUAAACAGAUGCUGUGUGAUGUCCAGCUGGUCGCAGGGAGCGUUGAAGUGCCAGCUCACAGGGUGGUCCUGGCCUCCUGCAGCCCCUAUUUUUGUGCCAUGUUCACAGGCGAUAUGAGUGAGAGCAAGGCCCAUCAGGUGGAGAUCAGAGCGGUUGACGGUCAGACGCUGAGAAAACUGGUCGAUUACAUCUACACGGCUGAGAUUGAAGUCACAGAGGACAACGUCCAGGUCCUGCUGCCUGCAGCGAGUCUCCUGCAGCUGAUGGAUGUUCGUCAGGUCUGCUGCGAGUUCCUUCAGUCUCAGCUUCACCCCACCAACUGUCUGGGCAUCAGAGCAUUUGCUGACCUGCACACAUGCACACAGCUUCUCAGUCAGGCCCACGCAUAUGCUGAGCAGCAUUUCACAGAGGUGGUGCAGGGGGAGGAGUUUCUGGGCCUUACUCUGCAGCAAGUGUGCAGCCUCAUAUCCAGUGACAAACUCACAGUCUCCACGGAGGAAAAGGUAUUUGAGGCUAUGAUUUCUUGGAUCAAACAUGAUAAACCAGCUCGUCUAGAGUUUAUGCCCAAACUGAUGGAGCAUGUCAGACUUCCACUGCUGUCCAGGGAUUACUUAGUGCAGAUUGUGGAGGAAGAGGCUUUGAUAAAGAACAACAACACCUGCAAAGAUUUUCUGAUCGAAGCAAUGAAGUAUCACCUGCUGCCAGCAGACCAGCGGCACCUCAUCAAAACAGACCGGACCCGACCAAGAACACCCAUCAGCAUCCCCAAGGUGAUGAUUGUAGUCGGCGGUCAGGCUCCUAAGGCAAUUCGCAGUGUGGAAUGUUACGACUUCCAAGAUGAUCGCUGGUACCAAGUUGCCGACCUUCCUUCAAGACGCUGCCGUGCAGGUGUCGUGUCCAUGGUGGGCAGCGUGUAUGCAGUCGGCGGCUUCAACAGUUCGCUGCGAGAGCGGACGGUGGAUGUGUACGACGGCGGCAGAGACCAGUGGACUGCUGCGGCGAGCAUGCAGGAGAGACGCAGUACACUAGGAGCCGCUGUACUCGGGGAUUUACUGUACGCUGUGGGCGGCUUUAACGGAAGUAUAGGUUUGUCCACAGUCGAAUCCUACAACUAUAAAACCAACGAGUGGACGUACGUAGCCUCCAUGAACACCCGACGCAGCAGUGUUGGUGUAGGCGUGGUCGAUGGUAAGUUGUAUUCAGUAGGAGGCUAUGAUGGAGCGUCCCGUCAGUGUCUCAGUACAGUGGAGGAGUACGACCCCGUCACGGACCAGUGGUGCUACGUAGCUGACAUGAGCACACGACGAAGUGGAGCAGGUGUGGGUGUGUUGUGCGGUCAGCUGUAUGCAGCAGGAGGACACGAUGGACCUCUAGUGAGGAAGAGUGUCGAGGUUUACCACCCACAGACCAACACAUGGAAACUUGUCUGUGACAUGAACAUGUGUAGGAGGAAUGCAGGUGUUUGUGCCAUUAAUGGACUGCUGUACGUGAUUGGGGGAGAUGACGGCUCGUGUAACCUCUCCUCAGUAGAGUUUUACAACCCUGCCAUUGAUAAGUGGAGUCUCAUUCCCACCAACAUGAGCAACGGACGAAGCUAUGCAGGGGUUGCAGUGAUUGACAAGCCGUUAUGACUGCAGGCGUCGCAGAGCCUCAGCUUUGCGUCUACAUCCAGUGACUCACAGGAGAAGUAAUAAACUCCACGCUCUCAAUCCUCAGCUCACAGAUGGACCGCGACGAGGGGGCAGGGGGGAGGGCGGAGGGGCAUAUGGCGCUCACCCACGACCCGAUUCUGUUGCCCCCCCCGAGCCACUUCCUUUACAGACCCUCGAGAUCUCUUCUGCUGCACUAGAUACAAGAAGCAAUAGCUGCAGGAGAGCAGGUUUAAAGUGACAUUGUCUUAGUGAGAAGUUGUUUUUUUUUGUCUUCACAUGCCAAGCACAUAAGCAGCUGUAUCAGCUGAUAGAAGACUUCCACAGACGCUGACUUUAGUGAAGAGCUUCACCUGUGAUGGACUGCUUUAUAACACCAGCUCAGUCACAUGACUGCACAACCAUCGCGGUUUGUUACGUUUCAGGAAGACUGUCCUGGAAGUGAGCCAAUCUUUUUUUAAUAUACAUAUAUGUGAUGAGACUUUGAACCGUUGCUACAAUAUAAAGAGAGAGUCUGAGAAAAGCACCAAGCAAACUGAGUUCUGUGCCGACCGUUCUCAACCCAAGGACCUAGAGAGCUGCAAGAUCUUUUAAAGAAUGUUGAAAGCAUAUCUUAUAUGCAAAGUUAAUGUCAUAUUUAAUAUUUUUUGGGAUUGUCUUCAGAGUCUGAAAAGUCAUUUCUGCGGCUUCAGAGAUCCCAGACUGGACCUGGAUCAAAGCAGACGGGAGUCGCGGUGCCUUCAAACGGGACAAAUUUAACAAUUACCAACUCCAUACGACUAAAAUUGCAAUAUAUUACUUUUUUCAUUAACUUUCUGCCACACACAAUUCUGAACUCCUCCGCUUUCCCCCUAUUCUUUUCAGUCAGCUACGGUGGCCCGCGCACACCAUAAAGGAUGUAAACACACUUUCUCACAACGUUCUCCUCGCUUGCAAGCGACCGCUAACGGUUAACGCUGCAGACAAAGAGGACAACCAAUGCCAAUCAUGACAUGGUGCGUUCCAUUCAGAACUUGUGAGUGGACCGUGUUCCAAACUAGAAGUCGUUACAGUUACAGAUACAGUCACACAGUGUAAGACAAAGUUAAGUAACUUAUUUAGUAACAAAUAAGUGUAAGUAACGGUAAAAGUAGCCGAGUGUCAUAAACACACUCAAACCAGUCAAAACCCUUGCAAAUUUGGGAUUAGAUUAGAGUUUUUUUGACCUGUGGAAACGUCUUAUUAGACCAGAGUGGACUCACAGACAUGGAUGCACAAAUCCCUUUAAACACCCUAAAAUGUAACAGGGCUCGUAAAAAAAACAAAACCACAGUAGAAACUCGACUCCUGUUUGAAGGCACCACUGAUUGUUGGUGAUCACACUACUGAUGCACUCAACACUUGCACUGACUGAUGUGGACUCACUCAUUCACUCACUCACUCUAACUGAGGAGGAACUGGAAAACUGACCUGCUGACAGAUUUGUUCUCGUUUAAAGUCGACACUUUCAUCAGAGAUUGUAAAAGAAAAGUGCCAGUUAUUAUGAUCAGAAUCAGUAAAGUUUGUUUUUUUAAAGUCACUGUUUCUGCUCUGUAGAAAUUAUAUUGUAAGAAAAAAACUGCAGGUUUAAGAUUUUGUAUUUAUUAUUUGGUUCCAGUUGAUAAUAGAGCAUUUAUUUUUUUUUUUUUUAAAUGUUAUUUCAUUUUCUCUUCCAGAUAACGUCACAUUCAUUCAAAUGACGUUGGGAUUAUUUUAGAUGUAGCGUAUGCCGCAGACUGAUUGGUGCUAUAGCUUUAAUUCUGUGAAGAAAUGACAUUUUAUUGAAGGUUUUUGAUGGAGUUAUUCUUUUCUUUAUUCUCAGCCAAUAUUUGUCUUCAAUCUUCCAGAAAAAUCACAAAACAAUGACAAUAACCUGCUGCCAUUUUCAAAGCCCCCCCCAACAAAGCAGUAUAUUAAACCCUUUAUAGAUUA
Solea solea (common sole) is the source of this 3865-nucleotide messenger RNA. RefSeq names its product kelch-like family member 3 (gene klhl3). The record is from RefSeq and is a predicted model, not a curated record. Gene Ontology annotation, molecular function: protein binding. Bases 53 to 1897 code for a protein of 614 amino acids. NCBI's taxonomy places the organism in Eukaryota, Metazoa, Chordata, Actinopteri, Pleuronectiformes, Soleidae. The transcript is spliced from 15 exons.